Messenger RNA from Populus nigra (black poplar), 1411 nucleotides. RefSeq lists its product as uncharacterized. Lineage: Eukaryota; Viridiplantae; Streptophyta; Magnoliopsida; Malpighiales; Salicaceae. The record is from RefSeq and is a predicted model, not a curated record. The transcript is spliced from 3 exons. Bases 199 to 984 code for a protein of 261 amino acids.
CACAUCCUCAGAGCCCAUCUCAGCACAGUCCAUGCUCCAUACGUUGUUCUUGGUUUUCGUUCUCUCCUCGCCCAACCUUUUCACUUUCCUCAUUUCUCUUUUUGAUCAUUAACCCCAACGGUAACGUAAAACAGGAUGGAACAUUUCGAUCUUAAAUGAGAUUAGAGAUUAAGAGUUUUAAAAAAAUUGCAGUAACUAAUGAAGUUGGAUUCGAACCCAGCUUCAUCAUCAGCAUCGACAUCAACGUCAACACCGUCAACACCAAACGGGAAGCGAAGUAGAGAUCCUGAAGAUGAGGUCUACCUUGACAAUCUCAAUUCUCAUAAGCGAUACCUCAGUGAGAUAAUGGCAUCUAGUUUGAAUGGAUUAACAGUUGGAGACCCACUCCAGGACAAUCUUAUGGAAUCUCCUGCCAGGGAUGAAAUGUCCUUGCAAUAUUCACCAAUGUCAGAAGACUUUGAUGACUCUAGAUUUUGCGAGACACCUACAAAUGCUUGCUCACCUCAAUCUGAAAGUCUACCCAGCAGUCCAGUUUCUCCAUGUAGGUACCAAAGGCCACUUGGUGGGUUCUCUUCUGCUCCUUAUAGCAGCUCAUUCCUUUCACAUGGCUGCGCUGUCACCAGCGUCACUUAUUCACAGCCUCGUCAACGAGGUUCAGAUUCUGAGGGCCGGUUCCCGUCAUCACCUAGUGAUAUAUGCCACUCAGCUGACCUGAGGAGGGCUGCACUCCUGCGUUCUGUGCAGAUGAGAACACAACCACUUGGUUCAUCAUCUUUUGAAUUGCCAUUUGGUUCAGGACACGAGCCUGGAUCUAACAUAGAAGCUGAAGAGCGGCCAUGCUCGUAUAUGAAGUCCCUGGUUGAAGAGAGGGAGUAUCCACUCGAAGAGUGUUCUUCAAUGAACAUCUCAGAACCUGGAUUUAAUGAAGAGAAGGCAUGCCGGGUUUUGAAUAUGAAUAUAAAAGGGGAUGGUUCUGGAGUUUGAGUACUAAUGGAAGUGUUGCAGAACCAACCAACUCUGACCAUAUCUUGUGCACCUGUACUGAAGUGGCUUAGAGUAACUUAUCAGUGAGUGGCUGGCCAUGACAGAUUUUUUUUAAUAACAUCAUCAGGGUUUGCAUUUGAGUUCAUACGAGGUACUAUGCUGAAUAGCACUAGUGGUUUCACAGCUGGCUGUUUCACUACCCUCCGCAUCUCUCCUCUCCCAGUGGGUGGUCUCUGAUUUAACUAUACACUGCUGCAUAAUCACUGGUGUACACAUAUCUGCUAGUGGGAAAACCUGGCCAAAGCAUAACUCAUGGUGCUAGCAAGUGUUUUGAUUGAUCUGAGAAAGCUUUGCUGGAAGUUAAAGCGUGUUUUCUUGGUAAACUAGAAUUCUAAUUAAGCUAAUAGGAAAUAACGUUUCAUGGUAA